Penicillium pulvis is the source of this 1803-nucleotide messenger RNA. RefSeq lists its product as uncharacterized. The transcript is spliced from 2 exons. The record is from RefSeq and is a predicted model, not a curated record. NCBI's taxonomy places the organism in Eukaryota, Fungi, Ascomycota, Eurotiomycetes, Eurotiales, Aspergillaceae. Bases 1 to 1803 code for a protein of 600 amino acids.
AUGCCUCGUGACCCUGCAAAGGCUGAUGGGCUACAGAGGGCGUUGGGGGGCGCUGUUGCAGCACAAUCAAACCAAGUAUUCACUUUGGUAGUUUGUGGCGCUGACAACUCGGUCCGCGAUGGAUGGAUGUUCGCCGACUUUCUGGGGUUCUCCAAAGCCCUUGAGGGCCAACGCGGGCAAAAUUCCUUUUAUUCAUGCUUCCCCUUGAAGGAUCAUUUUGCGGACUUGAGUCGUCGAAACAUAACGGACGUCAAGUUCGGCUUCUACGGCAACCAGCGCACCCAUAUCCAUUCAUACGAGCGAGCGCAAUUUGAGCAAUGUCCUCCGUUUUGGACACAGAUAACGCCCGAAAGACUUCUACACGAGGUGAUGUUCUGGAUUGGCAAAAGGCGCAAGAGCUGUUUGAAUGGGGACAUCAUCAACAUCUUCUUAGUCUGUCAUGGCUCUGAUGAUGGGAAUCUGAGUUUGGGGAAGAAGAUAUUGCCUGCGGGAGAUCUGAGUGCACUCUUGGCAAAGUUCCAACCAGGUGUCGAAAUCAAUGUCAUUUCCACUGCAUGUUAUUCUGGGCACAUUGCAGAGGAAGUGGCAAGUUCGACUGCUAACCAAAGCGGCCGAUACGUCGCUGCUCCUUACCACAAGCACAAAGCUUUUGCGAUGGGAAGGAGCGUCAGUGGCCGCAUUCGAAGUGGUAGAUUCGCCAACGCCGUCGUUGAAUCCCUCCUCAAAGUCACUUCCCCUUCGACGGUCCCUUGGACAGUGUCGGACAACGACAACCACAUAGUUCACCGCCUUCGGGACAUCACCCCAGGAGAGACCCUAUUCACCGCACAGUUCCUACAUUCUGGGUUUGACCCAGUCACCAUGCCACUGGACCAGUUGAUGCUGGGUGGAGAUGAUCCAGAUGUUGAGGAUAUCCCAGGAUGGGGAGAAAGACUAGAUACCCCACCACCACCACCACUUGGCAGCAUCAACUGGAAAGAAGCCGACAUAAUCGUCAAGGAGACACUUACACGAUCUCUGGCAGCUUGUGGCCAAGAUGUAACUCCAUCAGCUCAGGCAGUGGCAAAAACCGAGGGAGAGUUGUGCGACCUUGACCUGGGCUACCCUCCCGACAUAGAAAUCUUUGACCAACUUUUCUUCGAAGAAACGGACUGGAGAAUGGUUUUAAACAACCUCUACUGGAGAUCUUUUCGGCAAGUCACAAUGUGGGAAGUCUUUCUCCACCUCUUUAGAGAGGACUUUGUCAGUGCCGAAGCACUGACUUACCCUAUGGACUUACAUACACCAUCCAUGGGCACAUACACCGUUUCCCGAAUCCUCAGCUGCUACCAAUUCUUUGUUGAUCAGUCCCAGGAGGAAUCUCAAAACAUGAUCCCCUCUCAGUCAGGUGAAUGGACCACUGAUAGGGAUUGGCUUGCAACCGUCAUUGUCCGAAGCGCCCUGAACUUGAGAAAUGUGGUCGAUGCAAUCACACAAAGUCAAAUCCUCGGAAAAUUGGAUAAAGAUCAAUAUUUUAAGUGUCGAUCUAAAGAUCCAGAAUUCGAGCUCCACCAGGAUGUCCGUGAGAGGCAAGGACCAAUGAGUCCAGAUGGAAAAGUCCCGCCUUCGAGGAAUACCUUCGGCUUUUGGCUUCCACAUGGGCUGACUGAUAUGAUGGACGUGCGCAACGAGAGGCUGGACCGCUGCUUCCAAAGGGCAAUUAAGAUCGAAGAGGCAUUUAGGCAGAUUGAACAGCCUCCCGUUGGAAUCCUGGUUUUGAACCUUCAGCCUCUGCGCAUUCAAGCCCACAACUUAGAUGUGUAA